AUGACUCCCAAACACAAAGCUUCCACUCCUCAACAGCAGGCAGAGCAGAUCCCACAGAAGAUCCAAAAAGCCACCUUUCCCUCGGCCAACCUCCCCGCUCGCUCUCAAAUGGAGCGCAGAGGACCAUACGUGGAGAGAAAGGAAUCAAAGCGCGCAAAUGGCCACCGCGGGCGUUAUCCCCAGCGCGGACGGCGGCGUCCGGAGAGCCAUCUGCGGAGAGACGGAGAGUUCUCGUUAACCCGGGGCCUCCCAGCGAGCCACGCCAACCCGAGACUCGGCGUGGGGAAACGCCGCCCGCCGCCGCCUCCCCGCGGGAUGGAGCCCAUUGUGUGCGCCGGGACGCGCGGACACAGCUGCUCCCAGCGCCCCCUCCCCUCCUCUCGCUACCCCUCCCGGAGCUGCCCCCUCCCUCCCCGCGCUGCCCCCCCAUCCUCCUGGGGGUACCCCGCGUCCCCCCCGCGCUACCUCUUCCCUCCCCCGCCGUGCCCCCCAUCCUCCCCGGGGCUGCCGCCCCCCUGCUGGGGCUGCCCCGCCGCAGUGCCCCCUCCCCGCGCUGCCCCUCUCCCCUGUUACCCCACCCCUCUCCCCACCAGGACGCCCCGGGCCGGGGAGGGGGGCGCGUCCCGCCCGUUCCCGCCGCCCGCGCGCGGGGAUGGCCGGGCCCGGGCCGGACCCUCCGCACGCACCGGGUCUCGGCGCCGCCCGGAAGCCGCGAGGUUCGGCCCCGCGUCGGGGCUUCCCCGCGGCGGCCACCCCCACCGGCGGAGCCGCGCCCCAAACUUUCCGAGCCAGCCUACCUGGGGCGGGGGGGCCCCGCCGGCUCCUUCCCCUCAACGCUCCCGCGGCAGCCGCCACGCCAUCGUUACCCUCCUCCUCCUGCGCUCCCCGCGCUCCUCCCCCCCGCCCGCGCCCCAAACCGCCCGCCCGCGCGCUCCCGCCUCGCACACAAAGGCAGCAGCGGCGCGCGCGCCCGCGGUCCGCCCAGCGCGGGGGGGGGGAGGGGGCGCGCCGCGCGGGACCGGGCACCGAAGCGAUGGGGCGACCGCAUCUGGAGCAGCUGCGCCGCGGCCACCCGCCGCUUAG
Molecule: messenger RNA, 1083 nt
Organism: Cuculus canorus (common cuckoo)
Lineage: Eukaryota; Metazoa; Chordata; Aves; Cuculiformes; Cuculidae
Product: proline-rich protein 2-like
Exons: 1
Coding region: 1-1083 (360 amino acids)
Source: RefSeq, a predicted model, not a curated record